This is a messenger RNA of Talaromyces stipitatus ATCC 10500, 2511 nucleotides long. RefSeq lists its product as uncharacterized. The coding region runs from base 404 to 1753 and encodes 449 amino acids. Lineage: Eukaryota; Fungi; Ascomycota; Eurotiomycetes; Eurotiales; Trichocomaceae. The transcript is spliced from 2 exons. Gene Ontology annotation, cellular component: plasma membrane. The record is from RefSeq and is a predicted model, not a curated record. Gene Ontology annotation, molecular function: G protein-coupled receptor activity. Gene Ontology annotation, biological process: adenylate cyclase-activating G protein-coupled receptor signaling pathway.
UGAUCUUGUCAAUCUAGACUGGCAAAUUUUGAACCUUGUCAGUGGACUAUCAAAUUUACACUCUCGCUGCUGGCAGAAUUCUGCGUCUAGUUUAAAGGGCGACCCCUCUUUCUGUGGCUAAAAGGCAUUCCCCGGAAAAAUUAUGCCAGUCUGAGGCAUUAUUUUGACAUGCAUUGAACUGACAUCUGCUGUAUAAAGAAACGUUUUCUGGCCUCGUCUUUUUUCUACGCUUUAGUUUUCGGUACAUGGUCCUUGUGCCCUAAGCCUACGUCAACCUGGAAAGGUUUGACCGUAUCAGCCUGAAUAUCGAAGGCGCAUCUGCAUUUGUUUACUUGCCGGUGCGAUCCCAAUGUAUAGGAAUAACGAACGAUAAUCGUCAGAACAAACCGACUACACGAUAGCAAUGAUGAACCUCAUCUCCAGGGGACUGAGGACGGCAGAUCCUCAUGCGGUAGUCGACGUACUGCUCCGGGGAAGAUCCGCCUCCGCACCGAGCAGCCCCAAGGAUAUUGAUCCUAUAUCCCCAGUGCUUCAUAGUGGCCUCAUUGCCAUCUCAGUGCUCGCAAUGAUAUCAUUGCUGGCAACAUUUGGUCUCCUCUGCUUCAUCACCUAUCGCUUCAUUUUCUGGCACAAAUACUACAAAAGAAACCUCACCACCAAUCAAUACAUUGUCCUCAUUUACAACUUGAUUCUGGCAGAUUUCAUACAGUCGCUGUCGUUCGUACUGUGCAUCCGCUAUGUCUCUGAUAAUGCUAUCAAAGCAGGCACAGCAGCUUGCAUACUACAAGGAAUUCUAGUGCAAGCCGGCGAUCCCGGAAGCGGUCUAUUCGUCUUGGUCAUUGCUGCUCAUACCUUCUUGCUUGUCACUUCGGGGAAGUUGGUGAAUCAUAUAUGGUUCACUAUUGGCGUCGUGGGAGUGUGGGUUUUCUUGGCCAUUCUGGUCAUUAUACCGAUGGCGUCGAAAGGGAUCGAUGUGAUGAUCCCCUCGGGUGCAUGGUGCUGGAUCGACUCCCGAUACGAAAACUAUCGCCUUUACACCCAUUAUAUCUGGAUUUUCGUGGCCGAAUUUGGCACCGUCGUUCUCUACGCAGUCAUGUUCUUCCACCUCCGCCGACAAAUGGCAAAUUCAUCGAUUCUUGCCGGUAGCCAAAUGGAAAGUCUAAAACGUCUUCGUCGCGUUGUCAGCUACAUGGUUAUCUAUCCACUCGCAUACGUCGUUUUAUCGCUUCCUCUCGCGGCCGGGCGCAUGUCGACAGCGCAGGGCAAGACGCCUAGCCUGGCAUACUUUUGCGUUGCCGGAGCCAUGAUUACAAGUUCGGGAUUCGUUGAUGUCCUGCUCUACACGCUCACACGUCGAAACUUGAUUAUCUACUCCGAUGCCAGCGAGCACCGUGAGUAUAAUAAUAUGGGCAGUCAUAGCCAGAGCAAAUCCAGCAAGGGACUUAGUCGCUUAAUGCCGAGUAAAGGGAAUGGCUUAACCACAAUAACUACAACCAUCACGAGCCAUGUCGAUAAUUCGGGCGAGGGAGCAUUUCGCCGUGGGCGAGGUAAUCCUGACCACGAAACGAUAUACUCAUCAGAUUCUCAUGAUGGCGACAAUAACACAUCAACUGAUAAUAUAGUCCAAAAAGACGUCGAGCUCGCUGAACUGGGCAAGGUUUACCAAAAGACGACGAUUGAAGUUACCAGUGAACCUGCUCCGUUUCAUCCAUCUCGGAAUUCAGGCGGCGCCGGUGAUGCUAAGAAUUGGUGAUUAUACCUUCAUUAUGGCUUGUUUCUUAUAUCUAUUUAAUUGUAUACCAUGUAUUUAUUUAGGCUUCGUUGGAGCAUAUGAAGAUCCGAUGAAUGACAGUUUAUGACCAAAUCAAUAACAGUUACUUUAAUAUUCAUUUUUAAAGUCUCAUACCAAUUCGUUGUAAGUUGUAGCUACGAUGCCAAUAUCUUGCUGAUGAAAUGAGCUAUUUGUCUCGUCCCGAGGUCUUAUUGCAAUCAAGCCCAAGCUAACGAUGAGAAUGAUUAUACAUUAUCGGUAGACCGGCUAUACCUCCAAGAGGUCAAACACCCAUUACCCUAAAGAUAACACUGUCAUUCAUCACGACAUUCAGUUGAACGGUAACAAAAAACGGGCAACAUAGAUCCUAAGCAAUGACGAUGCAGUGGACAACAAAGCUUUGUCCACGUUUCUGGUCGAUAAACUACCAAUUCGUCGCGACGAGGCCACACUGCAGAGUACGCCACUUGGAUAUAAAGCUUCAAACAGUCGCAUGCAGGAUACCAUUGUCGUUCCUUAUCCCGUAAAAGCUUGCUUCUCAGCUUUUCUGCGUAGCAUUCUCCGAUAGAGAACCAAUGAAAAUAGCCCCAACGUAACGAUGAAGACGAUACAGAACACGAGAAUAACCCCGGGAUUCCGGCUUGCCCAAUUGUGCCUUUUCAGUAACUCGUGUGCGUGAGACUGACCGUAUACCUUGCUUAUUGUGGCCAUUGCGAAUGAUUUAUACAGUGUCCAGCGUC